Messenger RNA from Coregonus sp. 'balchen', 3400 nucleotides. The record is from the annotation of a GenBank genome assembly. Lineage: Eukaryota; Metazoa; Chordata; Actinopteri; Salmoniformes; Salmonidae.
AUGGGAAGGGAUCCUGGACUUGGGACGAGAUUCAGGCCGGAAUGGAUCGCCGUCCUUGAGAGGAGACUGUGGAGGCGCGCUACAGAGAGGAGCAGCGGAAACGCAGAGGGUACCGGCCGAGGAGGAAGCCCGAGAGACAGCCCCAAUAAAAAAAAAUUUGGGGGGCUAAAAGGGUGGUUGGCGGAGCCUAGAGGUAGAGCAGAGCCAACUCCCCGUACUCAGGCUAGGGAGCGUGAGACUGGGCAGGCUCCGUGUUAUGCGGAGCCACGUACUGUGCCGCGAGUGUUCCGGCACAGUCCUGUACGUCCUGUGCUAGCACCACGCACGUGUCGUGCAAAGGUGGGCAUGCAGCCAGGACGGAGUGUGCCGGCUCAACGCUCGUGGCCUCCAGUACCCCUCCUCGGUCCCGGAUAUCCUGCGCCAGUGCCACGUGCUGUAGCGCCAGUACGAGUGCACAGCCCUGUACGUCCUGUGCUGAUGCCUCACACAUAUUGUGUGGAGAUAGGCAUUCAGCCAGGACGGGUUGUGUCAGCUCUCUGCUCCAGACCUCCAGUCCACCUCCACAGUCCGGCCCGGCCCGUUCCGGCUCCCCGCACCAAGCCUAUGGUGCGUGUUCCCAGUCCAGCCCGGCCCGUUCCUGCUCCCCGCACCAAGCCAGUGGUGCGCGUUGACAGUCUGGCCCGGCCUGUUCCUUCUCCCCGCACCAAGCCAGUGGUGCGUGUUCCCAGUCCAGCCCGGCCUGUUCCUGUCCCUCGCACCAAGCCAGUGGUGCGCGUCGCCAGCCCGGUCCGGCCUGUUCCUGCUCCCCGCACCAAGCCAGUGGUGCGCGUCGCCAGCCCGGUCCGGCCUGUUCCUGCUCCCCGCACCAAGCCAGUGGUGCGCGUCGCCAGCCCGGUCCGGCCUGUUCCUGCUCCCCGCACCAAGCCAGUGGUGCGCGUCGCCAGCCCGGUCCGGCCUGUUCCUGCUCCCCGCACCAAGCCAGUGGUGCGCGUCGCCAGCCCGGUCCGGCCCGUUCCUGCUCCCCGCACCAAGCCAGUGGUGCGCGUCAUCAGUCCGGCACGGUCCGUGCCUGUUCCACCGGUGCCUGGUCCGGCACCGGUCAGCUGCUCCACACCGGAGCCAGAGCAAUCCGCUCCACCGAUGUCCAGUCCAGCUCCGGCCAACGGGGCCAGACCAGACCAGGGGCGCUACGGGGGGGUAGAGAGAGAGUGGUGGUCACGCCCGGAGCCGGACCCGCCUCCGAGGUGGAAUGCCCACCCGGCCCCUACCCUCUUGUGUUUGGUUGGCGCGGUCGCAGUCCGCGCCUUUGGGGGGGGGGGGUGGGGGUACUGUCACGCCCUGGCUCUGGGGACUCUUAUAUGUUGAGCCAGGGUGUGGAUUUUCUAUGUGUCAUUUUCUAUGUUUUGUUCUAGUUCAUGUAUUUCUAUGUUGGCCAGUGUGGUACCCAAUCAGAGGCAGCUGUUGCUUGUUGUCUCUGAUUGGGGACCAUACUUAGUCAGCCUGUUUGGCACUGUUCAUUGUGGGAUCUUGUUCCGGAAGGUUUGUGUUCAACCCAGGACUUCACGUAUCGUUUGUUUUGUUGUUUUGGUUCAGGUUGUGUACUUAAAAUAAAGUAUGUACGCAUAUCACGCUGCGCCUUGGUCCGCUUCAUCUAACGACGAUCGUGACACCUAUCGAUGUUACAUUGAACUGGGUGAGUCAUACAAUAUGCUGUAAUGAAAUUAAGGUCGUGCUCAUAACAAUAUAUAUUGUCCUCCCCUAUCUUAAGCGUCACAGACCGCCACUGAGUGGGAGUGAUGUCAACACAACCUGUGACAGGUCCAAUCGGCCAGACAAGCAGAGCAGGGGUACGAGAGAGAGAGAGAACUGUUCAGGAGUAUAAAGAAGGGAAAGGAGAUACCUAGUCAGCUGCACAACUGAAUACAUUCAACCCGAAUGUGUCUUCCACAUUUAGCCCAAACCCUCUGAAUCAGAGAAGUGCGGGGGGCUGCCUUAAUCAAUGUCAUCGGUGCCCGGGGAGCUGUUGUUGAGGGGGUUAAUUGCCUUGCUCAAGGGCAGAACGGCAGAUUUUUCCUCCUUUGCCGGCUCAGGGAUUCAAACAAGCAACCUUUCGGCUCAGCGUGGUCCUCUGUAGCUCAGCUGGUAGAGCACGGCGCUUGUAACGCUAAGGUAGUGGGUUCGAUCCCCGGGACCACCCAUACACAAAAAAAAAAAAAUGUAUGCACGCAUGACUGUAAGUCGCUUUGGAUAAAAGCGUCUGCUAAAUGGCAUAUUAUUAUUUAUUAUUAUUGAGAGAGAGAGUGAGAGAGAUAAGUGUUCAGGAACAGACCAGGGGUAUAAGAGAGAGCGAGAAAUGUUCAGGAACAGAGCAAAGGAGUGAGAGAGAGAGAGAUAUAGAGAGGGAGAAGUGUUCAGAAACAUUCAUAAAGGAAAGAGAUGGGCAGGAUCUGAUUUAUACUUCACAGGCUAGGACGUGUACACACACACAUGCACACACACACGCACACACGCACACACACACUGAUUUAUGUGGGAGAGUUCUAUAGAGUCCUAGACAGGAAAUAUCAGACACACAAAGGCAAACAGUAUGCAGGAAUACACAAACACACGCACACACGCACGCACACACACACACACACACACACAAAAUCACAUUCACUUCAACCACACUGCUCUAAUCCUUAAACCUGCUCAUCCUCUUAAAGCAGUAAAUACCUCCCACUCAAAUGCCUAACUCCUCCCACCUAAGCCCUCAGCCAUUGCACGGCCCCCAAAUGGCCCGAAGUCCACCUACCUCCUUCCCCUUGCCUAAUGGUACCCAAAAAAGUAAAAAAGACAAUAACUAAAGCCUUAUGCCUCCUCUUUCCCCCCCCUCCUCCUCUCCUUCCCGCCUUCCCUCCUUCCCCUCUCAUAAGGCAUCCAGUGAGAGAGUAAUUACUGUAUGUGAUUUAACAAGCCCCAGCUGUAACAACACCCUGUUUCUCCCUUCCUCUUCCUGUGUGAUUGACUACAACAAUGUCUCCAAAGUCAGUCCAACUCUCUGUCCUCCUCCACUCUCCCAUUCCAUUCAUAUUGAAAUAGAAACAGAGGCCAAUGGAUAAAUGAGUGAAUAGAAUAGCAUCAGAAAUCAUGUUUCAUUGAUAGAUUAAAUCCCCCCCUGGCACCUGCCACCGCCGUACCCCGUCCCCCGUCCCCCAGCGCACAGCGCCCGUCCACCAGCUCCCAGCGCCCAGGGGCAUCCUGUGACCCUCUGAAUGGCAGCCCUUCUUCUCAGGUCACAGCUGUGCCCCAGAACUAUGACCCAUGCCCCUUCACUAUAGCACAUGCCCAAUACCCCCCUCUGCCCAAUACCCCCCUUUUACCGAUACCCCCCUUCUGCACAAUACCCCCCUCUGUCUAA